Messenger RNA from Hyaloperonospora brassicae, 645 nucleotides. NCBI's taxonomy places the organism in Eukaryota, Oomycota, Peronosporomycetes, Peronosporales, Peronosporaceae. The record is from the annotation of a GenBank genome assembly.
AUGCGUCACGGACAAUGGCUCGCGCUUCUCCUCGCGGCAGCUCUGGCAGCUCUGGCAGCUGCCGAUACUGUCGCCACGGAGCCGAAGGAGGUGGCGAUUGACGUGGAUGGCGACCUGCCGGUUCAAGACGAAGCCGAAGUGCUCGAAGCAGCAGACGCUGUGGACGAGACGGCCGCCGCUCCCGAGCCGAAGGUCGAUCCGCGGCUGACGCUCGAGGCCAUGGAGAAGCUCUUCGCCAAGAUGUCGGCCCGAUGCCGCCAGCAGCUGCAGGAGAACGCGCCGGACGCGCCGGAGGUGUCCGACCGCUGUCGACGGGAAGCUGCGGGUCGCAUCCAGCGCUACUUGGCGCGUCUCGACAGGGAGGAACGAGGCGAGACGACGGCCGAGGAGGGAGCGACGAAGGCGGACGCGAAGCCGCAGCAGAAGAGCCGCAAGGGCAAGAAGCGAACGCGGGCGCAGCGAAAAGCUGCAGCGGCCCAGAAGAAGGAGGACGAGUACCAGAAGACGCUGCAGAUCAUUGUCGGCUUCGUCGUGACCUUCGUGGCCGUCAUUGCCGGCGCCAUGUUUGUCAUCAACCGCAAGCUCAAGGCCGCUGGACUGUACUUCGCGGACCCGACUGCAAAGGCCUCGUGUUGCUGCGACUAA